UUCUGACGGCUUGUGCGUCCGUCGAGGGGGCUUUUCGUGACUAUCUCGCCACAGGAAAAGAAAGAGAGAGAAAUAUAUAAAGAUAAAAUAAUAUCUCGGCAGCCCGCGUCCCUCAGGCCCGUCAACAUGAGCGGCGGCAAGAUCAGACUCAUCUCCAAGGCUCAGAUCCGCUACGAGGGCAUCUUGUACACAAUCGACACGGACAUCUCGAUCGUGGCCCUGGCCAAGGUGCGAUCAUUUGGUACAGAAGAUCGGCCCACAGACAGACCAAUUGCCCCACGAGAUGAUAUCUAUGAAUAUAUCAUCUUUCGUGGUAGUGAUAUCAAAGAUUUUACUGUGUGUGACUCUCCAAAACCUCAACCUCAGGAUCCUGCCAUUGUACAUUCUUCCCUGAGCACUUCGACAAAUGCUUCAUUUCAACCCCCUACAUCAUACAGUCCUUUCCAUAGUAUGACUCCAUACAGCCAGUUUGCUGGAGGAUCCUUAGUUGGCCAACAAUAUGGUGCUUCUGUGGGUUUAGCAGCUACUGGUUUUCCAUUUUUUGCCACCAAGACAAAGUCCUAUGGUGGAACAAGGUGUGCAGACAAGUCCCACAGAGGGCCUUAAUCAGAAGAACCUUCAACAAGAUAAA
This is a messenger RNA of Amblyraja radiata (thorny skate), 631 nucleotides long. RefSeq names its product protein LSM14 homolog B-like. The transcript has a single exon. Lineage: Eukaryota; Metazoa; Chordata; Chondrichthyes; Rajiformes; Rajidae. The coding region runs from base 127 to 606 and encodes 159 amino acids. The record is from RefSeq and is a predicted model, not a curated record. Gene Ontology annotation, molecular function: mRNA binding.